CGCGUGAGAGAUUGAGACGAGCUCGUUGACUGCGUCGGGCUAGACAACAGCUCACACGUCAUGAGCGCGGCAGCGGACCUGCUUGCCAAAGCGGACAAGAAGGCAGGAUCAUCAGGGGGGUUCAGCUUCUUCUCGUCGGGCACGUCAAAGUACGAAGAAGCGCAUGAUCUCUACCAGGGCGCGGCGAAUGGGUUCAAGCUCGAGAAGCGCUGGAAGGAGUCCGGCGAUGCUUUCUGCAAAGCGGCAGAGAUGAGCAUCAAGGCAGACGAGAGAGAUGAUGCUGCAAAUGAUUUCUGGAACGCUGCCAAGUCGUACAAGAAAGCGCAACCUGCUCUGGCCGUUGCUGCGCUCAAGAAGACGAUCGAGAUCCUCGUGACAAAGGGCAGGUUCAGACAAGCUGCCGACCGGGAGAAGGAGAUUGGACAGAUCUUCCAGCAAGAUGCUGGCGACCUCCCAUCUGCACUGGACGCGUACGAGCAAGCUGGCGAGUGGUACUCUGCCGAGGAUGCGACCGCAACGGCCAAUGCCUGUUUCAAAGACGUGGCAGAUAUUGCUGCACAGCUACAGCAGUACCCCAAGGCGAUCGAGCGCUUCGAGCAGGUCGCCUCGGCCUCGCUACAGAGUCCCCUCACGCGAUAUUCGAGCAAGGAGUACUUUCUCAAAGCUGGCCUAUGUCAUCUCUGCACUGGCGACACGGUGGCAGCAAGGCGUGCAUUUGAGCAUUACGUGCAACAAGACGGCACCUUUGCAAGCACGAGGGAGCACAAAUUCCUCGUCGACAUUGCCAAUGCAGUCGAGGCAGAGGAUCAGGCUGCCUUCACGCAACAUGUGGCCGAUUACGAUCAGCUGACAAAGCUGGACGAUUGGAAGACGACUGUCUUGCUCGCCAUUCGACGGUCCAUUGCCGAGGAGCCCGGGCUGACCUAGCCUAGACAUGC
Mixia osmundae IAM 14324 is the source of this 938-nucleotide messenger RNA. RefSeq lists its product as uncharacterized. The record is from RefSeq and is a predicted model, not a curated record. Gene Ontology annotation, biological process: intracellular protein transport; SNARE complex disassembly. The transcript has 6 exons. Lineage: Eukaryota; Fungi; Basidiomycota; Mixiomycetes; Mixiales; Mixiaceae. Gene Ontology annotation, molecular function: syntaxin binding; soluble NSF attachment protein activity. Gene Ontology annotation, cellular component: SNARE complex; vacuolar membrane. Bases 61 to 927 code for a protein of 288 amino acids.